CCCGCGCAGCCCGCUCAGUCAGUCGCCGGUCUUGCUGGCGGGCGGGCGGGCGGGCGGAGGCACCGGGCGGCCGGGCCGAGGAGGAGGAGGCGGAGCGCGGCGGUGGCGGCGCCAGGCGCAGAAGGGGCGCCCGGGGCAGGGCAGGGCGGAGCGGCGGCGGCUGGCGAAGGCGGCCGGGGGGGCACCUGAGGCGCGGCAGGGGCAACGCGGGAGGAGGGGCGCGCCAGGGGGAGGCAGGACGCGGGCAGCGAAAAAGCACUCCAGGGCGAGGCGUGUCGCUCCGUUUCCCGCCCGAGUCGGGGCUGGGGCGGCCCGGAGGGGCGGGGGUCGGUCAAAAGCGGCGGCGGCGGCAGGGCCAGUCGGGGGGCGGCAGGCAGAGCGGCGGCGGCGGCAAGUCAGGCGGGCGCCCUCAGGCAGGCAGCGGCUGAGGCCACUUUGGCGAGCGGCUGGUUCCCCUCGUGGGCGCCCCCUCCGCCGGCCGCGAUGAUGAUGAUGUCCCUCAACAGCAAGCAGCCCUUCGGCAUGGCCCACCCGGGCGGCGGCGGCGGGGGCAGCCUCCACGAGCCCAAGUACUCGGCGCUGCACUCGGCCUCGCCCUGCACCUCCUCGGCCGCCGCGCCCUCGGCCAGCUCGCCCAGCAGCACCAACGCCGGCAGCGGCGCCAGCGCACGGAGCAGCGCCCCCAACACCAGCGGCGCCCCCAGCAGCAGCACCAGCACCUCCGAGGCCCUGCGCCGCGCCUGCCUGCCCACCCCACCGAGCAACAUCUUCGGCGGUCUGGACGAGAGCCUGUUGGCCCGCGCCGAAGCCCUGGCCGCCGUGGACAUCGUCUCCCCCGGCAAGAACCACCACCACCACCACCCGCCGCACCACAGCCCCUUCAAGCCGGACGCCACCUACCACACCAUGAACACCAUCCCCUGCACCUCGGCCGCCUCCUCGUCCUCCGUGCCCAUCUCGCACCCGUCCGCCCUCUCCGGCUCCCACCACCACCACCACCACCAUCACCACCACCACCAGCCUCACCAGGCGCUGGAGGGGGAGCUCUUGGAACACAUCACCCCGGGGCUGGCGCUGGGCGCCAUGACGGGCCCCGACGGCUCGGUGGUCUCCACGCCGGGCCACGCUCCCCACAUGGCCAGCAUGAACCCUAUGCACCAGGCGGCUCUCAGCAUGGCGCACGCCCACGGGCUGCCUUCGCACAUGGGCUGCAUGAGCGACGUGGACGCCGACCCGCGCGACCUCGAAGCCUUCGCCGAGCGCUUCAAGCAGAGGAGGAUCAAGCUGGGGGUGACCCAAGCGGACGUGGGAUCCGCCCUGGCCAACCUCAAGAUCCCCGGGGUGGGAUCCCUAAGCCAAAGCACCAUCUGCAGAUUCGAGUCGCUCACUUUGUCCCACAACAACAUGAUCGCCCUGAAGCCCAUCUUGCAAGCCUGGCUGGAAGAGGCGGAGAAAUCACACCGGGAAAAGCUCACCAAGCCCGAGCUCUUCAACGGGGCGGAGAAGAAAAGGAAACGUACCUCCAUCGCGGCGCCCGAGAAGAGGUCUCUGGAAGCCUAUUUCGCCAUCCAGCCGCGCCCUUCCUCGGAAAAAAUAGCGGCCAUCGCGGAGAAACUGGACCUCAAAAAGAACGUGGUCCGGGUCUGGUUCUGCAACCAGAGACAAAAACAGAAGCGGAUGAAAUAUUCCGCGGGGAUUUAAAGCGUUUGGGGAUCCUGUCUGCUUUAAAGCAAACAAGCUCCUGACACUAAGAAUUACAAGACUUCUGGGAGAGAGAGAAAAAAAGGAAAGAACAGCGUUCAAAAUGACCGUCAGAGGUGAGACAUAUUCACAGACUGUGGAUGGGGAAGCCUCAAGUUUCAGAAAGUUGGCUGCCCUGAAGGCUCCUGCAUGAGCUGUUGCCCCAGACACAGACUGGUUUUGUGAAGGCAGUUAUGAAAUCUUUAUAGAGGACAGAAGAGUAUCAAGUAAGAGCUGUUUUUAUUCUUAAAGACAUCACCUUUAUUCAGAUGUAAGAGUACACUUUGCAGCUAUUUUUCAGAAAAGAAAUCAUAAACUAACUAGGGAUUGAAACUUUAAACUUAUAGUUGAAUACUGUUAAGUGAAGCAUCUCAAAAGUAUUUUGGUUUUUUAAAGAAAAAAGAUGGCAGGUUUUCUGGGAUUAAACUGCAUAUAAAUCUAUAUAUAUAUAUCUAUAUUUUUACUGUGGUUACUACCCUUUUCUUCUCUGAAGUGAUUACACUGAAGGAAAGAGCUGAUUUUGCUGUGUUCACAGAUCUUGAGAGCUAUUAUUAGAUUACUGCCAAACAACCCCCUGUAAAUUAUUAAUUUAUAUCUCUAAUAACUUCAUUUUGUGCCAAUCUGAAUUAAUUGCACCUCUUUCAUCAAAGUCUAGACAAAAGUAAAAGAAAAGUAUGGUUCUUGUAAAUUAAUUAUUUUGUGUUGGUGAGUACAGUUUAUGAACUUGAACUUUCCCCCUUCUUAAAACCCUCCCCACCAGAGAAAUCCUUGUUUUUGACCAUCUGUAUAUUGCCACCUGAAAUUGAACUAUUUCUCUAGCAAUUUUUCUUAUUUGUAAGGAGUUCUUGCUCUAUAGUGGCUGUCCUGCGUUGUUUGUGUAGACUGACUCACUUGUCCAAGGAGGUAGUUGUUGACUGGUUACAUAUUUAAUGGGGAUCCCCAGAUUGUCCCCACCACAUGCUACUUUAAGAAGAUGCACUUGAAUAGGUGACGGUGUGGUGGGCUUGUUGCUUUAGCAUUUCUUUAUUAAAAUAUUGUCUUUCCUAGAUUUUAACAGAAUUUCUCAUCUGUGUUCAGCUCUGCUACUUAGUCUUCAUUUUCUUUGACUGCUAUAGGUUUGCAUUAUUCUGGAGGUUUAUUUGUACAAAAGCCAAAAUUAUAUACUAGAGGGAAAGAGAAUGAGAGAAAGAGAGCGACCUGUGCAAGAGAGAUAGUGCACUGUUUGUAAAUCCACGUUGUUCGGUACAAUUCUUUUGGAACAACCCCCUCUACCCCUCCCCUCCAAGGUACUUAGAUUGCGGUACCGCUGUGUGUUGUAAAUAAUUCAUAAUUGACGCACAUAUAGUUAUAUUCUUACAGAUUUCGCUGUAUUGCUGUUUAUGUUCGAAGGCUAUUUGAAGCCUUACUUCUGUACAUUAUUAAAGCAAUUUCUUUGUUUUUGUUAAUAGAAA
Messenger RNA from Sphaerodactylus townsendi, 3191 nucleotides. It is a transcript of the gene POU4F2, whose product is annotated as POU class 4 homeobox 2. NCBI's taxonomy places the organism in Eukaryota, Metazoa, Chordata, Lepidosauria, Squamata, Sphaerodactylidae. Gene Ontology annotation, molecular function: RNA polymerase II cis-regulatory region sequence-specific DNA binding; DNA-binding transcription factor activity, RNA polymerase II-specific. Gene Ontology annotation, biological process: regulation of transcription by RNA polymerase II. The transcript has 2 exons. The record is from RefSeq and is a predicted model, not a curated record. Bases 484 to 1701 code for a protein of 405 amino acids.